AUGGACAAUCUUGCCUUGUCAAAUUAUCCAGAGCAGCGAACUCAAUGGCCAGUGCAAGCCGCCGAAGCUUUACGGUUUAUUCACUCUAAGAAUGUGAUUCAUAGCGACUUUGGGAGCCAUAAUUUCUUGAUCCAGGAAGACGGCGGCUUGGCCUUGGCAGAUUUUGGCGGCUCUCAAAUUGAUGACACUUCACCUGUGGUAUCAUAUUUGACCCGAUAUGCGAGACCGGGCUCUGAUAGUGUUGUCUCUACUGAAAUCGACGACAUAUUUGCUCUUGGAACGAUGAUCUAUGAGAUCAGCGUUGGACAUCUGUUGUACUCCGAUAGAUCUAGCAGAGAAAUCCAGAAAUUAUUGCGUCAGCAUGAGUUUCCGGAUCUAGACACUGUUGCUUCAAAUCUCCAGGUAAUAAUCAGGAAAUGUUGGUCAAACGGUUACCAGACUGCAGAAGAAGUUGUACAGGAUUUAGAGGCUACACCCCCUCCAUCCAACUCGCACCUACUCUGCGUUACUGGACUUUCUUUGGGAAUAAAGGAGAAGCUAGCCUACAUCGGCAUUGAACAACCUAAUGGACAUAACGUCUUGUUCCUUUGA
Molecule: messenger RNA, 591 nt
Organism: Penicillium malachiteum
Lineage: Eukaryota; Fungi; Ascomycota; Eurotiomycetes; Eurotiales; Aspergillaceae
Product: kinase-like protein
Exons: 3
Coding region: 1-591 (196 amino acids)
Biological process (GO): protein phosphorylation; signal transduction
Cellular component (GO): cytoplasm
Molecular function (GO): ATP binding; protein kinase activity
Source: RefSeq, a predicted model, not a curated record